GCCAUUGCACCAUUGCUAGUUUAAAAAAAAAAAUAGUUAUAUUAUAAAGAACUUGCACAAAGCACUUGAAAAAUUAAGUCACAAAAAAAGCAUGGAGCAUAAUUUCUAUCUCUCCCUUCUCCUUCUUUUUAUCUCUCUCGUUUCUCUCUCCCUAUUUUUCCUCUUCUACAAACACAAAUCACCAUGGAACUUACCACCGGGAAAAAUGGGUUAUCCGGUAAUCGGUGAAAGCCUUGAAUUCUUAUCCACCGGAUGGAAAGGACAUCCUGAAAAAUUCAUUUUCGACCGUAUGAUUAAAUAUUCCUCCGAACUCUUUAAAACAUCAAUCCUAGGACAACCUACGGUAGUGUGUUGUGGAGCCGCAUGUAACAAAUUUUUGUUUUCAAAUGAGAAUAAGUUAGUGACGGUUUGGUGGCCCGAAAGUGUAAUUAAAAUUUUCCCAACUUCAUUACAAACAAAUUUUAAGGAAGAAUCAUUGAAGAUGAGAAAAUUAAUUCCUCAAUUUCUUAAACCCGAAGCUUUACAACGUUACGUUGGUAUAAUGGAUUCAAUUGCUCAAAAACACUUUGCUUCACUUUGGGAGAACAAAACGGAAGUCACCGUUUACCCGUUGGCCAAGAGGUAUACCUUUCUAUUGGCUUGUCGUUUGUUCAUGAGCGUGGAAGAUGAGAAUCAUGUAGCAAAAUUUAGCGAUCCAUUCCAUUUAUUGGCGGCUGGAAUAAUAUCUCUACCAAUAGAUUUGCCGGGAACACCAUUCAACAAAGCUAUAAAGGCCUCAAACUUUAUAAAGAAGGAGUUGUUGAAGAUAAUAAGACAAAGGAAAAUGGAUUUGGCAAAAGGAGUAGCAUCAGCAACACAAGAUAUAUUGUCACACAUGUUAUUGACAUGUAAUGAAAAUGGAGAGUUUAUGAGUGAACUUGAUAUUGCCGAUAAGAUACUUGGCCUUUUGAUAGGAGGACAUGACACUGCUAGCGUCGCAUGCACUUUCAUUGUCAAAUAUCUCGCCGAUUUACCUCACAUUUAUGAUACAGUUUUUCAAGAGCAAAUGGAAAUUGCAAAAUCAAAAUCCCAGGGAGAGUUGUUGAAUUGGGAUGACUUAAAGAAAAUGAGAUACUCUUGGAAUGUAGCUUGUGAAGUAAUGAGAGUUGCCCCUCCACUCCAAGGAGGUUUCAGGGAAGCUAUCACUGACUUUAUGUUCAAUGGGUUCUCAAUUCCUAAGGGAUGGAAGCUUUAUUGGAGUGCAAAUUCAACACAUAAGAACCCAGAAUGUUUUCCCAUGCCAGAGAAAUUUGACCCAACAAGAUUUGAAGGAAAUGGGCCACCUCCUUACACUUAUGUACCAUUUGAUGGAGGACCAAGGAUGUGCCCUGGAAAAGAGUAUGCAAGAUUAGAAAUACUAGUUUUCAUGCACAAUUUAGUUAAAAGGUUCAAGUGGGAAAAAUUGAUUCCAGAUGAGGAAAUUGUUGUUGACCCCUUCCCUAUUCCUGCAAAGGACCUCCCAAUUCGCCUUUAUCCUCACGAUGCUUAAAAAAACAAAUUCAAUUUGGCUUGUACAAGUCCUUGGUACUGUUAUACAUACACAAUAAGUACAUGUAUAUCCCAAAUAUUUCUCUUCCUGUA
Molecule: messenger RNA, 1620 nt
Organism: Cicer arietinum (chickpea)
Lineage: Eukaryota; Viridiplantae; Streptophyta; Magnoliopsida; Fabales; Fabaceae
Product: beta-amyrin 28-monooxygenase
Biological process (GO): sterol metabolic process
Molecular function (GO): iron ion binding; heme binding; oxidoreductase activity, acting on paired donors, with incorporation or reduction of molecular oxygen
Source: RefSeq, a predicted model, not a curated record